Molecule: messenger RNA, 465 nt
Organism: Staurois parvus
Lineage: Eukaryota; Metazoa; Chordata; Amphibia; Anura; Ranidae
Source: the annotation of a GenBank genome assembly
AUGUCCCUUACAUUGGGGGUCAGUGGGAAGAAUGUCCCUUACAGUGGGGGUCAGUGGGAAGAAUGUCCCUUACAUUGGGGGUCAGUGGGAAGAAUGUCCCUUACAUUGGGGGUCAGUGGGAAGAAUGUCCCUUACAUUGGGGGUCAGUGGGAAGAAUGUCCCUUACAUUGGGGGUCAGUGGGAAGAAUGUCCCUUACAUUGGGGGUCAGUGGGAAGAAUGUCCCCUUACAUUGGGGUCAGUGGGAAGAAUGUCCCUUACAUUGGGGGUCAGUGGGAAGAAUGUCCCUUACAUUGGGGUCAGUGGGAAGAAUGUCCCUUACAUUGGAGGUCAGUGGGAAGAAUGUCCCUUACAUUGGGGGUCAGUGGGAAGAAUGUCCCUUACAUUGGGGGUCAGUGGGGAGAAUGCUCCUUACAUUGGGGGGUCAGUGGGAAGAAUGUCCCUUACAUUGGUGGUCAGUGGGAGAA